CACGGCUUCGGGACGCUGGACGGCGAGCACUGGCUGGGCCUGGAGAGCACCCGCCGGGUGACAGGGCAGGGCCCGGGGCCCUACGCGCUGCGGGUGCUGCUGGAGGACUGGGCGGGGCGCCAGGCAUACGCCCACUACGACCGCUUCGCCCUGGAGCCCGAGAGCGACUCCUACCGGCUGCGGCUGGGCCGGUACCGCGGCAGCGCCGGGGACUCGCUGGCCUGGCACGACGGCCGCCCCUUCAGCACGCUGGACCGGGACCACGACGCGUACAGCGGGAGCUGCGCCCACUACCACAAGGGCGGCUGGUGGUACAACGCCUGCGCCCACUGCAACCUCAACGGGGUGUGGUAC
This is a messenger RNA of Terrapene triunguis (Three-toed box turtle), 354 nucleotides long. Its product is annotated as angiopoietin-related protein 6-like. The annotation marks the transcript as partial. The transcript is spliced from 2 exons. The record is from RefSeq and is a predicted model, not a curated record. NCBI's taxonomy places the organism in Eukaryota, Metazoa, Chordata, Testudines, Emydidae.